GUCACCAUAGACGUGCUGCGAGCCAGCUUUCGGGACUCCGUCCGGAGGCUCAUCUACGUCGACAUGGCCGCAAUGGUGACUGGCAUCGUAUACGAUCCUGAAUCCAGAGGCUUUCAGAACGGACUAGAAGCUUGUUGCGGGACUGGAAAGCCAUACAACUACGAUCCGCGAGUUCCCUGUGGGACGCAGCGAGUGAUCCGCGGCAGGAACUUGACCGCUCGUGCCUGUUCUAAUCCGAAGCACUACGUGAGCUGGGACGGCAUCCAUACCACCGAGGCGUUCAACAAGGCCGCAAUCCACUCGGUUCUUUCCGGACACUACAUCGAGCCCCAAACGCAGCUUGGGUGCCGCGUCAACUUUAGCGAGUUUUGAAGCGUUACCUGAUUACCUUUUUGUAGAGUUUGUGCUGUUCGUGAAUAAGGAAGAAUAAUUUUCUUGACAAAAUAAUUGUAACAAUGAGCUUUUACAAACAAAUCCACACUGCACACUC
Selaginella moellendorffii is the source of this 490-nucleotide messenger RNA. RefSeq names its product GDSL esterase/lipase At1g54790. The record is from RefSeq and is a predicted model, not a curated record. Lineage: Eukaryota; Viridiplantae; Streptophyta; Lycopodiopsida; Selaginellales; Selaginellaceae. The coding region runs from base 64 to 372 and encodes 102 amino acids. The transcript has 2 exons.